GUAUAUGACCUGUGUUUGUUGACAAACGUAAUGGCGACAUCAAAAUCUUCUUCUGUAUCUGGUCGACCUCUUGGAGAGCAGGCAAGAGAAAUUGUGUAUAAAGUUGCAGAACACUUGAAAGGAAUGAAGAAAGAACAUGAUUUGACAUUUAAUUUGGCCGAGGAAACAUCAACAGCUACAGGUAUUGGGCAAACCCUCGUAAAACAAAUUAUUCGUGAGGGAAAAAGAGCGAUUGAAAUCCGAGGACAGUUGACCUUUUCUACACCUACAGGCAAAAAGACUGAAAGAAAAAAAAGAAUUGAAGUUGAUGAUUUUACUAAAGCCGCUAUUAGAAGGAAAAUACAGGAAAUGUACAUCUUAAAAAAAGAAUUGCCUACUGUGAAGACACUCAUUUCAGCUCUUGAGGAAGCAGACAUUUUAACAUGUGGAAGGACGUACUUAAUAUCUGUGUUAAAACAAUUGGGCUUUAAAUGGGUUAGAUGCCAGUCUAGAAGAAAACUAUUGGUAGAAAUCCCUUCAACCGUUGAUUGGCGAAUUCGAUAUUUGAAAAAAAUUAAGAAAUGUAGAUCAGAAGGCUUUCCAAUUGUUUACAUCGACGAGACUUACGUUAAUGCGAACCAUACAGUAAGUAAAUGUUGGCAAAGUCCUGAGGAACCCGGCGUAACCAAGGCUGUUGGGAAAGGCGAACGGCUGAUAAUUGCACACGGUGGCGGUGAAAAUGGAUUUGUAAGGGACAGUUUGGCAAUUUUCAAAGCACAUCAAAAAACAGGCGAUUAUCAUGAGUCCAUGAACUAUGAAAAUUUCAAUAAAUGGCUUGAAAAACAACUGUUGCCGAAUCUUGAAGAACCAAGCGUUAUAGUGAUGGACAAUGCAAAAUACCAUUGCGUAGAGGAAGACAAAAAACCAACAAGUGGUUCUUUGAAGAAGAACAUUCAAGACUGGCUUCAUAAACACAACAUUGACUAUGACGAAAAUUUUACCAAAGUAGAACUUUUGAUGUUGGUGCAAAACGUCCAGAGGGAGCCGGUGUACAAAAUAGACCAGCUUAUUAACAAUUUUGGACAUCAAGUGCUGCGACUGCCACCAUAUCACCCCGACCUCAACCCCAUUGAGUUGGUAUGGGGAGCUAUAAAAGGACAGGUAGGCUUAAUUUAUGUUUUAUUAUUGUCAUAUAUUUUAUAAGUGUAUUAAAAUUGUUUUCAUAACUCCAAUCCGGUUGUCGAGGAAGAGGCAAUAUGAAAAUAGGUGGAGUGCGUUUAAUAUAUUUUUUUUAAAGUACUUUUUAACACAACAGUAUUAAGCCAACUACACAUAACCUUUUACGGGAAUUCCUAUAUUAAUAUAGCAUUAUAACACAUAAUUGGUUUGAAUUAUAAUAACAAGUUAUAGUAUUUAGUAUAAUUAAUAAUUAUAGUACGUGUAGGCUUAA
Messenger RNA from Macrosteles quadrilineatus (aster leafhopper), 1429 nucleotides. RefSeq lists its product as uncharacterized. The record is from RefSeq and is a predicted model, not a curated record. Gene Ontology annotation, molecular function: nucleic acid binding. The coding region runs from base 31 to 1182 and encodes 383 amino acids. Lineage: Eukaryota; Metazoa; Arthropoda; Insecta; Hemiptera; Cicadellidae. The transcript has a single exon.